AAAAAAGUCGAGAGCGGGUUGGUAGAAAGUUUCGCGGACUUUGUUCACGGUUAGAUAACAUUUUUUUGUGUCGCGUCAGACGGCGGCGGGAGUCUAACGGGUGUUUAAUUUUAUCUGCUUCCAACCAGUAAAGAGACAAACAUGGCUUUGACGAAUGGCCACAGCAUUAAUAAAGAAAUCUGGGACUCUCACAACAAGAUGAUGUUGGAGCCUCUGGCUGUCAACGACUCUGAGGUGUUUUCUAUCAUAAAGAAAGAAAAGAAGAGGCAGACGUACGGCUUGGAGCUGAUCGCAUCUGAGAACUUUGCCAGCAGGGCUGUUCUUGAAGCUCUGGGUUCUUGCAUGAACAACAAGUACUCUGAAGGUUAUCCUGGCCAAAGGUAUUAUGGUGGCACAGAGCAUAUUGAUGAGCUGGAGAGGCUUUGUCAGAAGAGAGCACUGGAGGCCUUUAGUCUGGACCCAGAGAAAUGGGGAGUGAACGUGCAGCCAUACUCAGGUUCUCCAGCCAACUUUGCUGUGUACACGGCUGUUGUGGAACCUCAUGGCAGGAUCAUGGGGCUGGACCUUCCUGACGGAGGUCACCUGACACACGGCUUCAUGACCGAUAAGAAGAAGAUCUCUGCGACGUCCAUCUUCUUUGAGUCCAUGCCGUAUAAGGUGAAUCAAGAAACCGGCUACAUCGACUAUGACAGACUUCAAGACAACGCACGACUGUUUCACCCUAAGCUCAUUAUUGCAGGAACCAGCUGCUAUUCCCGCAACCUCGACUACGCCCGCUUAAAGCAGAUUGCUAAUGAGAACGGCGCCUACCUGAUGGGAGAUAUGGCUCACAUCAGUGGCUUAGUAGCUGCUGGGGUUGUGCCGUCACCCUUCGAGCAUUGUGACAUUGUUUCCACGACGACCCACAAGACGCUGCGCGGCUGCCGUGCUGGAGUCAUUUUCUACAGAAAAGGAGUAAGGAGUGUUGAUGCCAAAGGAAAAGAGACUCUGUACAACUUGGAGUCGUUGAUAAACCAGGCGGUGUUCCCGGGGCUGCAGGGUGGACCGCACAACCACGCUAUUGCAGGCGUUGCUGUGGCUCUCAAACAGGCCAUGACUCCCGAGUUCAAGGUCUACCAGCAGCAGGUUCUUGCUAACUGUAAAGCUCUGUCCAAUGCCCUCGUGGGCCACGGCUACAAGAUUGUUACUGGCGGUUCUGACAACCAUCUAAUCCUCCUGGACCUGCGCAACAAAGGUACUGAUGGUGGACGAGCUGAGAAGGUGCUGGAGGCCUGUGCUAUUGCCUGCAAUAAGAACACCUGUCCAGGAGACAAGAGCGCUCUCCGUCCCAGUGGACUCAGGUUUGGCUCUCCAGCUCUGACCUCCAGGGGCUUGGUGGAGGAAGACUUCAAGAAGGUGGCUUUGUUCAUCCACAAAGCUGUUGAAUUGACCCUGGAUGUGCAGAGGAGCCAGGAUCCCAAAGCCACUCUGAAGGAGUUUGUCCAGGCUCUGGCUCAGGGAGAGAAGUUUCAGGAGCGAGUAGCUGCGCUGAGAGCCGAGGUGGAGGCUUUUGCCGGUCAGUUCCCCAUGCCCGGCCUGCCGGAACUGUGAGGCCAGACGAGAGUUGGACUAACGUUUAUUGUUUAAACACACCAGUCAAUGGGUGUAUUCUGACCUUAAAGCAUUCCUCACUUGAUAAUUCAAUAGAAUUGUUUUUAUUAAAGACACAUUUAAGCUCAGUCCUGCAAAUGUCAUUGUGUCAUGAUUUAGUAAUGUUACAGAGUCCUGAUGUUUUACUUGGGAUUCACAUCUUUUAGAUGUUACGAUCAAAACUGACUGGAAAUUCAUGACUGGAAUUUCGAUUUUUAGUAAAUUAAGUCCAAAAACAUUCCAUGAGUAUGUGUAACUCAUUCACUGUAAUAAAAAGAUUUCAUGAAACCGCCAA
Messenger RNA from Oryzias latipes (Japanese medaka), 1924 nucleotides. RefSeq names its product serine hydroxymethyltransferase 1 (soluble) (gene shmt1). Gene Ontology annotation, molecular function: glycine hydroxymethyltransferase activity; pyridoxal phosphate binding. Gene Ontology annotation, cellular component: nucleus; cytoplasm; mitochondrion. NCBI's taxonomy places the organism in Eukaryota, Metazoa, Chordata, Actinopteri, Beloniformes, Adrianichthyidae. Gene Ontology annotation, biological process: tetrahydrofolate interconversion. The record is from RefSeq and is a predicted model, not a curated record.